AUGGUGAGCGCGACAGCCGCCGCGGACGUCAUUCCUUUGGAGGACAGCGUGCUAAUGUACUCACAGUCGGCCCAGAAUUCGGCGGGUAUCCAGACCCUCCUCGACGCCGAGCGGGAGGCUUCCAAGAUUGUCCAGAAAGUCCGAACCAAGCGAGUGAAGGAAGCCCGCGACGAAGCCAAGAAGGAGAUUGAAGCUUAUCGCAACUCCAAGGAGGACGAGUUCAAGAAGUUCGAGUCUGAGGUACGACUUUGCAAGCCUCGUCAAAGGGCAUGUGAGUAUACUAACGAUUUGAAGCAUACCCAGGGCAACAAGCAGGCCGAGGACGAGGCGAACAAGGAGGCCGAGGGCAAGAUCAAGGAGAUCAAGGAUGCUGGAAAGAAGAGCCAGGAUAAGGUCGUUGCCGAUCUCUUGAAAGCCGUUUUUGAGGUCAAACCAGUCCCUCCAAGCGCCGCAUGA
Molecule: messenger RNA, 456 nt
Organism: Colletotrichum chrysophilum
Lineage: Eukaryota; Fungi; Ascomycota; Sordariomycetes; Glomerellales; Glomerellaceae
Exons: 3
Coding region: 1-456 (151 amino acids)
Biological process (GO): proton transmembrane transport
Cellular component (GO): vacuolar proton-transporting V-type ATPase complex
Molecular function (GO): proton-transporting ATPase activity, rotational mechanism
Source: RefSeq, a predicted model, not a curated record